AUGCCUGGGCAGGCCAGGCCAACAUGCGAGGCUGGUCAGGCUGGGCCAUGCCUGGGCAUCAGGCUGGCCAAGCCAGGCACAGGCUGCACAGUCUGGGCAGGUCAGGGGCCGGGCCAUGCCUGGGCAGGUCAGGCCGGGCCAUGCCUGGGCAGGCCAGGCUGGGCCAUGCUCCAAGCAGGCCAGGCUGGGCCAUGCCCAGGCAGGCCAGUGGCUGGGCUGCCUGGGCAGGCCAGGGCCAUCACAGGCAGGUCAGGCCAGCCAUGCCUGGGCAGGCUCAGGCUGGGCUCAUGCUGUGCUAAGGGCAGCCCAGGCAGUUCAGGCAGCCAUGCCCAGGAGGCCAGGUCGGCGCACCAAGAGGCCACAGGGCCAGGCACGCCUGGGCAUACCCAGGCAGCUGCCUGGGGCUACAGCAUGCGCCUGGGCAGGCCCAGGCCAGGCCCAUCAGGCCUGGGUCAUGCCUGGGCAGGCCAGGCUGGGCUACGCCAGGCAGGGCCAGGCUCUGCGUUAGGCAGUAAGCCAGGCCGUGCGUUUGGGCAGGCCAGGCUGGGCUUGCAUGGGCAGUAA
Molecule: messenger RNA, 564 nt
Organism: Homarus americanus (American lobster)
Lineage: Eukaryota; Metazoa; Arthropoda; Malacostraca; Decapoda; Nephropidae
Product: spidroin-2-like
Exons: 1
Coding region: 1-564 (187 amino acids)
Source: RefSeq, a predicted model, not a curated record